This is a messenger RNA of Biomphalaria glabrata, 1683 nucleotides long. RefSeq lists its product as uncharacterized. NCBI's taxonomy places the organism in Eukaryota, Metazoa, Mollusca, Gastropoda, Planorbidae. The coding region runs from base 61 to 1125 and encodes 354 amino acids. The record is from RefSeq and is a predicted model, not a curated record. The transcript has 7 exons.
CACAGAAUAAAACCCAGAUUAAACCAUGCAUUGAAAAAAAAGGUUUGAAACAAGCUUAAAAUGAAAGUACUGUUUCUCUGUGCAUUUGCCAACUGUAUGUUUCCUGUUAUGACCGAAGCUAUGGAAAUAUGCAGGCCUGCUGAAGAAACUAAAGUCUACAGUUUUGGUUUUGUAAUGUUUCCAAGCAUGUUUGGCCUGUCUGAAUUUCAAAUAAUGAAAAAUAAACUGGUGAUGUCCAUUGGCGAUGAGGACUUACAGUUCAUAGACUACUUCAAGACCUCUGCGAAAACAGAUGUGUUCAGAGAAAGUGACGGAAACGUGUCUGUCAAACUCACAAUUAAGAGUGUCACGCGGCGCGAUCAAGGAAUGUGGAGCACCAGAUAUUUGCAUAAUGGUAGAUCACUCUAUUCUCCCGAGCUCAGUUGUUACCUGAAAACAUUUGUAAAACCACAAGACAUCUUGUGUCAUAGUAAAGUCAAUGGUGGAAGAUUUGACAUUAAUUGCAGCACCAACAAAGUAUUCCCAGAAGCUGCAUGUGUAGCUCAGUUUUCAAAGGAUAUAGGCAAUCGUCUAGCAAGCAUAGACCACACACACGAAAUCUUUGUGGAAGGUACAAGCUCAUAUUUUCGGACAGCUUGUCAUGUAUCUAUUGACAUUUCGAAUACAUCUCUAAACGACGUGCAUGUUAACAUCACAAUGUACCCUAACGUCACUAAUACUUUGCAGGACUUGAACUUUGGAGAGGUGAAAUCAAUGUUCUACAAACUGAUAAGUGCAGACUAUCAUCUUAUAAAUGACUAUAUAGAGCUGAAAAAAAAAUCGACGUAUAUGACUAAUGUCUCUUCUGUAAACGAGGCGGAACACAUGAAGGUGAACAGGGGCCCUUUAGAGAGCUCUAAGACGUACAAUAUAUAUUACUUAAUAACAGAUACCCCACCUGAUCAAACACCAUCUGAAUCAUUAGCUUUAGUAAAGGAGAAUACAGUCAUUGUGAUCGCCUUUAUUUGCCUUAUAGUUGUUUUAUUAGGUUUCAUUGUGCAUAAACUUGUUAUCUGUAAAAAAUUAAGGAAACACCAGAAUGACAAAGAAAACCACUUCUACGAAGUAAUCGACAGCAUACAAUGAGACAACUUGAUAUAAAUUAUAUAAUAUAUAGGCUAGCAUAGUGUUAACUUAAAAAUAUUUCUUUUCUCUGAUCAUGUAUAUUUUUAUAAUUGCUUAGACGUCGAUGUAUGUCUUUCCAUGCCUUUUUGCGAAAUUAUUUUUCCUUUUCUUGAUUUUAUAUCUUUGUUUUAGUUUGUAUUACUAGGGACGACAAUUCUCAUUUGAAUCAAUCAUAUCAUUAUCAAGUGUAUAAUUAUUUUUUUACACUGAACAUAACGUAACGUUUUCAUCUUCUUUUUCCAUGUGUUUAAAUCUAGAUUAUUUCUAAAUAAUUUUUCGGGAUGCAAUCAUCUUGAAAUAUCUAAUCAAUUAACAAUAUAUAAUAUUUUAAAAAUUCCUAAGUUGUAAUGACAUGGCUUUUGUUAGAAUUUUUUUUUAAUACAUCAAGGAACUUCACUAAUCUGCAAUAGUAAUAAUUAAUAAUGACACCACCUUCAUAAUCAUCAUGUCUGAGAACCUUAACAUUUUCUUCGUUUGUAUUGCUUGUUUUUGGUUAUGAAAUUUCUAUGUAAAAACCGA